AUGCUCUCCUCGACUCGUCAAGCAUGCGUGAGGCGUCUCACCUCCUCACUUCCCUACCCUCCUGCUUUGCCCGCAGAAUCAUCCCGGCAAGCUAUCCUUCGCGCCGCCAGAGUCGCUCAAGCACCCAUACGGCGAGUUCACUCUGACUCAGCCUCAACUUCAGUUUCAAGAAGGAACAGCAAAGAUGUGCCGUCGUCCACUACUAGGAAGACGAGAGGUAUAUCAUCUGGAGUGACAUCGAACGCUGCAUUAGCUUAUGCGGAGGACAGUCGAUCGACGCGUUAUGAUCGGAGGGAUCAAUCGAUAGGGAUAACGAACGAUGAUGAAUAUACGCUUCAACCGAAUUCUGAUCCACCUACACCUGAAUGGUUAGAUUCAUGGUUAUACACCUACGACUUAUCGACACUCCCUCCAUCGCCUUUACCUCCUCUAGAAACUUUUCGAGGUCUUGUCGUCUCUCAACCUCUCUUAGCUCUGUUAACGCUAUCGACACUUCCUCAAUCCGAUCUUCGGUUGAUCAAGCACCAUGAUCUUCGAUCACUCAUGCAUGGAUGCAAUCGCGUAUUGAGGGAACGCCCAGUACUCCUAAGUCGAUUAAAUAACGAUCAGGUACUUAAAUCACUAAGAAUUCUACGAGCGAUACUGUUCUCUUUAUCUGGGGGUAAUAAAGGUCAUGAGAAUUUAUAUCAAGGCAAUUACUUUAGGGGUAAAAUCGUUAGACAAUUCUUAGGACUAUGUUCAAGGUUGAACCAACUUAGAUUGUACAAGUCGGUCUUUCAGGAUAGACUCAGAGAACAACUGUCUCAUCUAGACGAAGGAGUGAUCUACUUUGACAAUAUAGUAGAAGAUCUAGCGUUGACCUAUAGAUGGAAAUUGAUAAUCGAACUAUUCAAUCCUGAUUCCUUCCCUCGACAAUACUACACAUCGGAUAUACUGGCGUAUUAUCUGCAAGCACAUUUUGGUAUAUUUCAAUUAACCAAGAUACCCCGUCUAUUCCAAUUAUAUCGAGCUUUCGAUCUUCAACCAACAGCCGAAGCGUACAAUCACUUGAUUCAGUCAUAUUUGGAGAUGGGCGAUGUACCUACUGCCAGAGAUAUAGUUAGAGAAGCUAAUGAGAAGGGUAUAGCAGAUUACCAGACUCAGCAAUUAUCGAUAUUACGUGGAUAUAGAGCGUUGGGAUAUGAUGCGGAUAUUGAAAAUAGGGUAUUGAGCGAUAUUGAGAGAUUGAAUAUACCACUAUCAGCAAGGUUGUUGAAUGCGUUGAUCAGGUUGAGGAUGCAAAAUGGAGAUUUGACUUCGGCCAAGUAUCUUGCGAAAAGAUUUGAUCUGAACGAUUGGACGGGAAUACAAGAUACAUCAACCCGUUUAUCACCUCGUAACGAUAUAAAGGUUAAACCGAAUCUUGCUACUGCGACGUUGGUCUUUGACUUGUAUAGUCAAACGGGAGAUAUAGAAGAUCUAAGAUCGUUAUGGAGGGAUAUGAAAGUUGGACAAGUCGGUAUAACCGAUCAGACCAUUACGACCUUACUCCGAGCUCUUAACGGAUUGAACCUCCUCGACGAAGCUGUAUCGAUAUUCGAACCUUCCCUGGCGGAUAAUGAGUGGGCGUUACCUGAUGGGGUCAAACCGGAUAUCAAGUCGUUCAAUUACCUUAUAGGUGUAUUGGGUAGACAAAGAGGAUUGAAAGGUAUAGAAUCGGGUUUGGCCCUUUUACAUGAAUAUGGAGUCAGACCUGAUGAUUUGACGUUGAAGAUUGUGGUGGAUUUCGUUAGACAAUCGAUUCAUCAUACACCUACGGAAUUGGCGAAUUGGGUAGAAAGGAUAAUGAAUUCGUCGACAUUGAAACCUACUCAUUCCCUGUUGGAUUCGAUAAUCCAAAGCGCUAUCAAAUCGAUUGCUCGGACCAGCAAGACCUCACGAAAGGACAUAGACCUGUUAAGACCAUCGACAUCUUCCAACACUUUCUCACCUACAGCUGGAUUGAACCUCUCACCGCAAUUCCGACGAUCACUAGAGGGGAUAUUAAACGCUCUAAAGUCUGUAGGUUCAACAUCCGGUUCUCGAUCUUUGGUCAAUCGAUUACGAUACGAUUCGAUGACUUCCAGUCGAAUAUCGAAUUUACCGUCUGCUAGGAUAGUGUGGAAUUCAUUGAUUCAAAGAGGGUAUAAACCUGAUCAAAGACAUUUUGUCGCUUUGAUGCAAGGUUAUUCAGAUGCUGGAUUGAUGUACCAGGCUCAAGAUUUGUUGGGUUUAGCAGAUCAAGUUGGAUGUAGGAUAACCAAAUCGAUGUUGUUCACCCUCUUAGUCGGUUGGGGGAAGAUUCAAAGACCAACGGAAUCUAGAAAGAUAUAUGAAAGAAUUAGAUUGAUGCCUGAUCCAUAUUCAAAAAGAAGGGUUAAACAAGUUGAAUUGGAGAUUAUAACGGCUAUGAUCCAAGCGUAUAACAAUUCUGGACAGUACUCGGAAGCCUCCUUGAUGUGUUAUACGGAUUUGAGAGAAUUAGAUAUUCACUUGGAUCGAAAAGCCAUCGUGGUCUCUUCUCAAGCUCUAAGAGGUCAGGGAGAUUUGAAAGGAUGUCUGAGUGUCUUGGAGAAAUAUGGUCCCGCUUUAGAUAGAAUCACGAGAAAGAUCGUUAGGGGAGUGAGGAACUAUCAGAGGAAGAAAUUGGUUUUACCUGUUAAUUCGCCUAUAGUCUCCACCUCCACCACUACGGAUACGUUCCUGACUCAAGAUCAUACUCAAUUAGAGAAUUUGAGGGAAAUUGAGAUGAUGAUAGAUGAUGAUGGUCGUCAUCAUACUCAUAGACACUUGGAGAAGCUCAAAGAAGAUCAAGAGAUUUUGGAUCUUUCAGAGAGAUUACUCCGAGAAGAUGAUUUGGCCAGGCCGAUUGAACUUCGUCGAAUGACUAGGUUAAACAAUCGAACAAAUCGAGCGUUGAAGAGGGCCCUUUUGGGUGAACAAGCGGUGAAAGAGAGGAAUAAAGAUCUGACUGAGAGUAGACGGAUAUAUAGAUCCGAUGAGAAGAGGGGUAGGGUCAGAAGGAGGAUCGUCAGGAGUUUGAAGAGACGGCUGGUGGGUGGAUUAAGUACCGUGAGGAUCGGAGAGGUUGGACAGAGGGCUUGGAAAGAGAGAAAGAACAGGAGAAGAUAUAAAGGUAAAAUGAACGAAGAGUAG
Messenger RNA from Kwoniella mangroviensis CBS 8507, 3174 nucleotides. RefSeq lists its product as uncharacterized. The transcript has a single exon. NCBI's taxonomy places the organism in Eukaryota, Fungi, Basidiomycota, Tremellomycetes, Tremellales, Cryptococcaceae. Gene Ontology annotation, biological process: mitochondrial gene expression. The record is from RefSeq and is a predicted model, not a curated record. Gene Ontology annotation, molecular function: mRNA binding; protein binding. Gene Ontology annotation, cellular component: mitochondrion. Bases 1 to 3174 code for a protein of 1057 amino acids.